GCUCCUAAAUAUUUACCACCUCACAUAUUGGACACGGAAUCCCCGACCAGACGCAUAUUACGCUGUCAAUUGUACGCUAUAAUGCGUUUCUUUCUGCUCAUUUGCACACUGCUCACAUUCUUACGCGGAAGCCAAUCAAUUCGAAAUCUGAACGUAUCUCGCGUUAUAGACCUCAGGAGCCCUGUUGUACGAAUUGAACACACUCUAAUAGUAGAUGCAAUUGAUGGUGCCUACGAAUUCUCCAUCCAUCCUUCUGAGGCAAGUCAUCUGGUACACAUUUCUGCUCAGAGUGAAAAGCCGAAAUCCCCGAUACCUGUACAUCCUCUCGAAAGCAAAAUUAACACAUACGCAGUUUCUUUGCGCCAUCAGUCCACCGGUUCUGUGCGCUUCACCAUAACCACUGUGUUGGCCAAGGUCCUGGAGCCGAAACCAUCGGAAAUCUAUCAAAAUGAUAAACAGUUCGUGAAGUACUCGGGGAAUAUAAACUUUUACUCCUCAUACGAAACUCUUUUCGAGGAAACACGAAUUCUUCUCCCGAAUGGCGAAUUAUUAAAACAUACAACCUCUCCUGCUCCCAUAUCCAAACACUCGGGGGCGUUAGUUUACGGUCCUUAUUAUGAUACUGCUCCUUCAACUUACCUUCCCCUCCAUGUUCACUUUGAAAGCAACAGGCCGUUCCUGGUUGUGAAAAAAAUGACGCGUUUGAUAGAAAUUUCACACUGGGGUAACAUCGCUGUGGAGGAAUCUCUGGAAGUAAAAAAUGACGGAGCACAACUUAAAGGACCAUUCUCUCGUUUGGAUUUUGAUAUGGGACUAGGCCAAUCAGUUUCAGUGAUGGCUAUCAAAACUGCAUUACCUGCAGCAGCUAAGGAUAUAUACUAUCGAGACGAGAUCGGGAACAUCAGUUCCAGUUCCGUGACAGACCUGCUCGAUUCAAUGGAGGUCAAACUUUCACCGCGAUUUCCUUUGAUGGGCGGAUGGAAGACACAAUACGUUCUUGGAUACAAUAUUCCUGCGCAUGAAUUCCUUUAUCGUAGUGGUUCUCAAUUUUCUCUACGAAUGCGGUUCAUUGAUCACGUUUAUGAUGACCAAUUUGUGGAGGAGCUGACGCUAAAAAUUGUACUUCCUGAAAUGGUGUAUGAUAUCCAGUUUACUCCACCUUUCCCGGUCCAAGAAGAGCCCCGAGAGCUUUUGAAAACGUACCUGGAUACGGUGGGCCGCACUGUUCUAGUCUUCAAAGCACGCAAUUUGGUCGUGGAACACAUAUCCGAUUUCGUCCUGGAUUACCGGUUCCACACCUUCCUGAUGCUUCGCGAACCGUUAAUGUUGGUCACUGCUUUUUGCGUCAUUUUCAUCUGCGUCCUUAUCUACGUUCGGCUGGACUUCUCCAUAUUUCGAGAUGAAAAAACCGAGCUGCGAUUACGCGUCCAAUCUAUAGUUGACGAGGCUAUCGACUUGUACAAACGGCGUGCCACUUUGUACCAGUCCUAUGAAGACGCCAUUUCACAAUACAAAUCCAGCAAAAACCCAUCACAACUGGCUUCAGAUCGCCGCGGUUUAGAGGCGAAACACAAGAAGCUGAAUCAGUCGCUGGCUAGCGUACAAGCCAAAAUGUCCGACCUGUAUAGUGAUGGCGUGGAAAAGCUAAAAGAACUUCUGACUCUGGACUCCUGUUACCGUGAUCUGAUCCAAGAAAGUGUGCAAUUGGCCGAAAGAUUGAUCAGCGGGAAGAUCACCAAACCCCAGUAUCAAUCCUCUGAUAGUGAUAUGAGCACAAAGAAGGCCGAUUUGAUCGGCCGUAUGGAUACAAUCGUGACAAACCUCUAGACCGGUCAUUUCGCUUGUUACACUUUUACACCCCCAUCCGCUCCAACCCUCUUGUUUCACGGGAAGUUUGUAUUGCUAUACUUGAAAUACGUUGGAUAUGUGCACGCUUACGUUCUUUCUUGAUCGUAUACUUACCGCACUAAUCUCUUGGUCUGCCCUUGUCCAUCUCGGCGAGUUCACUCUGGAAGGGUAUUCGGACAAUCCAUUAGGUGCGGCUACACCCACAGUCCGUUCGACGCUAUCCGCCUUGUCAUAAUGCAGUGUUCC
Dicrocoelium dendriticum is the source of this 2094-nucleotide messenger RNA. The record is from the annotation of a GenBank genome assembly. NCBI's taxonomy places the organism in Eukaryota, Metazoa, Platyhelminthes, Trematoda, Plagiorchiida, Dicrocoeliidae.